CCGUUCUCACUCUGUCUCUCUCCUCUCCUGUGUUCUCUGACUCUCUCGCUCCUCCGCUAGGGUUUUAUAGGGUUUUCUGUUUCUCCCAAAUCCAAAAAUUCCGAAACGCCAUGGAAAAGUUUCAGAGAGUCGAGAAGCCGAGGCCCGAACUGCCCAUCAACGAGAACGAGAUCCGCAUCACCACCCAAGGCGCUAUCAGAAACUACAUCAGCUAUGCCACCACUCUGCUGCAGGAUAAGCACGGAAAAGAAAUCGUCUUGAAGGCAAUGGGACAGGCAAUUAACAAGACAGUUGCAAUUGCUGAAAUUAUAAAGAAUAGAAUUCCCUUGUUACAUCAAGAGACUGCCAUCAGCUCUGUAAGCAUAACUGAUGUGUUUGAACCGAUGGAAGAAGGUCUUCUCCCUGUGGAAACGACUCGUCAUGUCUCAAUGAUUUCAAUCACAUUAUCAACUAAGGAGCUAAACACAAAUUCUCCUGGGUAUCAAGCCCCAUAUGUUGCGGAUCAAUCAAAGCCACAGCCAAAGUACCAACAGCAGCAGCAACCAAAACAAGCACGUGUUUCUUACAAUGCUGUUAAUGAAGGUGAUGAUUCAUAUGGCCGAGGACGGGGACGUGGUAGAGGAAGAGGCCGGAAUUGGGGCAGGGGUGGAGGGUAUGGCAAUUAUCAAGGCGGAUAUGGAAAUCAUCAAGGUGGAUCUGGGAACUAUCAAGGUGGUUAUAGAAACUAUCAAGAUAAUGGUGGAUAUUCCAGUCGGGGACAAGGUGGUGGACGUGGUAGGGGUUGGGGUAACCGUGGUUCUGGUGGUGGGUAUGAAAGAGGUGCUGGUAGCUAUGAAAGAGGUUCUGGUGGUGGAUAUGAAAGAGGUGCUGGUGGUGGAUAUGAAAGAGGUUCUGGCGGCGGGUAUGAAAGAGGUUCUGGCGGUGGGUAUGAAAGAGGUUCUGGCGGCGGGUAUGAAAGAGGUUCUGGCGGUGGGUAUGAAAGAGGUUCUGGCGGUGGGUAUGAAAGAGGCGGUGCUGGUGGAGGGUAUGAAAGAGGCGGUGCUGGUGGAGGAGGGUAUGAAAGAGGUUCUGGUGGUGGGCAUGAAAGAGGCGGUGCUGGUGGAGGGUAUGAAAGAGGCGGUGCUGGUGGAGGAGGGUAUGAAAGAGGCGGUGCUGGUGGAGGGUAUGAAAGAGGCGGUGCUGGUGGAGGGUAUGAAAGAGGCAGUGCUGGUCGUGGGUAUGAAAGAGGCGGUGCUGGCCGUGGGUAUGAAAGAGGCAGUGCUGGUCGUGGGUAUGAAAGAGGCGGUGCUGGCCGUGGGUAUGAAAGAGGCGAUGCUGGCAGACGUUAUGAAAGAGGCGGUGCUGGUGGAUAUGAGAGAGGCGGUGCUGGUGGAUAUGAACGAGGUGGCAGAGGUGGAGGGGGAAGAGGGUACAACCGAGCAAGAGGACGGACGGGUGGGCGCACAAGAGGUGAUGGAACUGGAAACCAAGCAUAAUCUAAAGUUGGUGAUAUUUUUUGCUUCAGCUACAAUGCAUAUGCCCUUUGGCCCGUGAGGGUGCGUUUUUAUGAGAGUACUGUUUCAAUGGCGUGAAAUGUGGCCUUUCGAUAUUUGGCGUUGUUUAAACAGUUUCUAUUUUGAUGUUUUCCUCCUGCAUUGCAUUAUAUUUUUUGUGGAUAUGGGCAGCCUUGUUUUGGGUCUUGCAUUUAGCCGCCGGGUGAAAAAAUUGGUCGGUUUUAGUAUUGCUGUAAUUCUUUUGACAUUAUUGUAUCUAGUGCUUCCUUAAAAUAUAUCUUUAUUUCUUUAAAACUAA
Malus domestica (apple) is the source of this 1791-nucleotide messenger RNA. RefSeq names its product glycine-rich protein DOT1. The record is from RefSeq and is a predicted model, not a curated record. NCBI's taxonomy places the organism in Eukaryota, Viridiplantae, Streptophyta, Magnoliopsida, Rosales, Rosaceae. Gene Ontology annotation, molecular function: RNA binding.